AUGUCGGAAGAAAACCGCCUCAAGGAUUUCCAGGAGGCUAACAAGAUUGUAUUUGACCCCAGCACGCGAUCUGUAUGGGAAUCUCAGGAAAAGAACUCAAACGGUAAUGUAUCAAAGACUGAAGAUGACGACGGUCAAAGUGCUACAACGUCUGGUAUUGUACCCACGCUACAGAAUAUUGUAGCUACAGUGAACUUGGACUGUCGACUGGACCUGAAAACAGUUGCAUUGCACGCAAGAAAUGCAGAGUACAACCCAAAACGGUUUGCAGCCGUGAUUAUGCGUAUUAGAGAACCCAAGACCACGGCGCUAAUAUUUGCGUCCGGUAAGAUGGUUGUCAUUGGUGCCAAAUCUGAAGACGACUCAAAACUGGCAAGCAGAAAGUACGCACGGAUUAUACAGAAAAUUGGAUUCAGUGCCAAAUUCACUGACUUUAAAAUUCAAAACAUCGUUGGAUCGUGUGAUGUGAAAUUUCCUAUACGUCUUGAAGGUCUCGCCUUCUCUCACGGUACUUUUUCUUCUUAUGAACCCGAACUCUUCCCCGGUCUUAUCUACAGAAUGGUUAAGCCCAAAAUUGUGCUGCUGAUUUUCGUCUCUGGGAAGAUUGUGCUCACCGGUGCGAAACAGAGAGAAGAGAUUUAUCAAGCGUUUGAGGCUAUCUACCCUGUGUUGAGUGAAUUCCGCAAAUUGUAG
Molecule: messenger RNA, 693 nt
Organism: Lachancea sp. 'fantastica'
Lineage: Eukaryota; Fungi; Ascomycota; Saccharomycetes; Saccharomycetales; Saccharomycetaceae
Source: the annotation of a GenBank genome assembly